AUGAGCCGACUCACAGCUUUGGUCCUGAUUUCAACCAUUACCUUCAACAUCGCCACCUUUGCGCUUGGAGCGGCCACGUUAGCAGAGUACCUCAACCAACGCAGCUACCUUCUGGGUCUCGUCCCCAAAGCCAAUAUCCACGACAAUGCCUACAUCGGGGCAGCUAGUUACAGCAUAUGCUCGAGUUUCCUGUCCGCCUUGAUCUUUCUCAUCGUGCUCAUCAUCCAAGUGCUCCGGCGCACCAUUGCCUAUCGAGUCCUAAUCGUGUGUUCGGUCGUGCCAAGUCUCAUCGGCUUCGCUACUGCGAUCGCCUUGACCAUUAUCACGGCGACGAAGGUGGUGUCAUUCGGGGAUAGUGUCGGGCCGCGUGUGACUACAUACUUGGAUGAGGCUGCCGAUAGCGACGGGGUCCCCUUAGAAUAUCGGAAGGAUGCUGUUUCCAUCGCGGCUGUUGUGAUUGCCUGGGUGGGAUGGGCCUUCACUGUGGUCGGAUGUGCUUUAUUACUCAAGUCUUGGCGGAAGAAAUUGGUGAAGCAGACAUCGUUGGGAUCUCAGGGUGAGAAAGCCGCUUGGUCUGAAGAUGGCAGUGAACAUGGUCGAGCUUGA
Aspergillus aculeatinus CBS 121060 is the source of this 606-nucleotide messenger RNA. RefSeq lists its product as uncharacterized. The record is from RefSeq and is a predicted model, not a curated record. Lineage: Eukaryota; Fungi; Ascomycota; Eurotiomycetes; Eurotiales; Aspergillaceae. The transcript is spliced from 2 exons. The coding region runs from base 1 to 606 and encodes 201 amino acids.